AUGACCGUCACGUACACAGCUUGCGUGGCGAACGCGCGCUUCGGCGGCUUCUCGAAGCUGCUGCUGCUGUGGCGCGGGAGCAUCUACAAACUUCUGUGGCGCGAGCUGCUGUGUUUCCUUGGGCUCUACAUGGCGCUGAGUGCCGCCUAUCGCUUCGUGCUGACCGAAGAGCAGAAGCGCUACUUUGAGAAGCUCGUUCUUUACUGCGACCAGUACGCCAGUCUCAUCCCGGUCUCUUUUGUCCUCGGCUUCUACGUAACGCUGGUGGUGCACCGCUGGUGGAACCAGUACCUAUGCAUGCCCCUGCCCGACGCGCUCAUGUGCGUGGUGGUCGGCACAGUGCACGGGCGCGACGAGCGCGGCCGCCUCUACCGACGCACGCUCAUGCGCUAUGCAGGGCUCUCUGCUGUGCUUAUCCUGCGCUCUGUCAGCACCGCUGUCUUCAAGCGCUUCCCCACCAUAGACCAUGUGGUGGAAGCAGGGUUUAUGACCCGCGAGGAGCGCAAGAAGUUCGAGAACCUGAACUCAUCCUACAACAAGUACUGGGUGCCUUGCGUCUGGUUCUCCAACCUGGCGGCGCAGGCUCGGCGCGAGGGCCGCAUCCGCGACAACGGCGCCCUUAAGCUGCUGCUGGAGGAGCUGACUGUGUUUCGGGGCAAGUGUGGGAUGCUCUUUCACUACGACUGGAUUAGCGUACCCCUUGUCUACACCCAGGUGGUGACCAUCGCUGUGUACAGCUACUUCCUGGCCUGCCUCAUCGGUCGCCAGUUCCUGGACCCGGCGCAGGGCUACAAAGACCACGACCUGGACCUGUGCGUGCCCGUAUUCACACUGCUGCAGUUCUUCUUCUACGCGGGCUGGCUCAAGGUAGCUGAGCAGCUCAUCAACCCCUUCGGAGAGGACGACGAUGACUUUGAGACCAACUUUCUGAUCGACCGCAACUUCCAAGUGUCAAUGCUGGCCGUGGACGAGAUGUACGACGACCUGGCCAUGCUGGAGAAAGACCUGUACUGGGACGCAGCUGAGGCUCGCGCUCCCUACACCGCGGCCACCGCCUUCCUGUUGCAGCAGCCCUCCUUCCAGGGCUCCACCUUCGACAUCACGCUGGCCAAGGAGGACAUGCAGUUCCAGCGGCAGGACGGCGUGGAUGCGCCGCUGAGCGAUGCACACGGCGACUUCCUGCAGCGCCUCCUGCCGGUGGGCGCGGGCAUGGCCGCUGGAGGCCUGCUGGGCCGGCGCCUGUCUUUACUGCGCCGCAAGAACAGCUGCGUGUCGGAGGAAUCCACAGCCGCCAGCUGCGCAUGCGCGGGCGCCCCUGAUGGCUCGGCCCCAGAGUGCAGUUGCGGUGACCCGCUGCUAGACUUAGGCCUGCCGGAGCCGGAGUCUGAGCCCCACGCCGGCCAUGAGCCGCCAGCCCCCGGACCACCCGCCGAGCCCUUCACCGUUGUGCCAAUGCCCGGGCCCCGGGGGCCGGCUCCACCCUGGCUGCCCAGCCCCAUUGGCGAGGAGGAGGAGAGUCUAACCUGA
Balaenoptera acutorostrata (minke whale) is the source of this 1527-nucleotide messenger RNA. RefSeq names its product bestrophin 2 (gene BEST2). The record is from RefSeq and is a predicted model, not a curated record. The coding region runs from base 1 to 1527 and encodes 508 amino acids. The transcript is spliced from 9 exons. Gene Ontology annotation, molecular function: chloride channel activity. NCBI's taxonomy places the organism in Eukaryota, Metazoa, Chordata, Mammalia, Artiodactyla, Balaenopteridae.